CGUCAAUCUUGAUGGGUUCAAACCCAAUUUAUAAGAGAUAAGAAGGUGCAUGAUGUGUGCGCUAAACCCGUUUUUUACCUCUCGAACGAAUGCACAUGGAGUAUUCGGCUGACGAUCUCACAGCGGCCGGGAUUCUGCAGUACUUUGGGUACAUAUGUACGAUACUAGUUACAUUAUGGACAUAUGAUUAUGUUUGCUCACUUCGCGAAGAGUCGACAUUCCUGCUUCAGUCGCGCUGGACCAAAGUGAAAGCCCUGUACAUCAUCACACGAUACGCCCCCUUUUGUCUCGUCAUCACGAACAUGUAUCUGGCCUUAGUCCCGAACGAGAACGUCAAUAAAUGCCGGAUGUUAAUCGAUAUUUACACAUGUUUUGCAGUGAUAUCACUCACUGGCUCUGAAUGUUUUUUUGUGCUCAGAACAUACGCACUCUGGAGCAGUAAUAGAAUGGUGCUCGUAGCUAUGCUGUCCACCCUUGUGACUAUCAUUGUAUCAUUCGUCAGCCUGUGGUUUACCGCUAUUGCAACUUCUAAUCUUACAAUUAGCGCGAUUCCAGGUAUCACAGGCUGCUACCGGAUCUCGAACACCAUCCAAUUGACCGUGCCGUUUAUUCUCUUGUUCGUGUUCCAACUAGUACUAAUCUCCCUCACACUCAUACGUGCCAUACAGAGCUGGCGGUCAACCAGCGGCCCUCUUCACGCCGUCCUGUUGAAGCAUAACACAUUCUACUAUGUAUGCGGCCUCCGUGAGUCAGAACUUACAUAUAUUUCCCUCAUUGACAAUGAUUAUCAUUCCGAAAGUUCUCUCGGCCGUGAACGUCAUUGUACCAAUGAUAUUUUAUGAUUCUCCAUAUCACUCCAUCCUCGAAGAUUUGGAGGUCUUUAUCCUCGCGAUCCUCGCCACGCGCAUGCA
Suillus clintonianus is the source of this 911-nucleotide messenger RNA. RefSeq lists its product as uncharacterized. The record is from RefSeq and is a predicted model, not a curated record. The coding region runs from base 90 to 842 and encodes 250 amino acids. NCBI's taxonomy places the organism in Eukaryota, Fungi, Basidiomycota, Agaricomycetes, Boletales, Suillaceae. The transcript is spliced from 14 exons.